Vespula pensylvanica (western yellowjacket) is the source of this 3664-nucleotide messenger RNA. RefSeq lists its product as uncharacterized. Bases 672 to 1979 code for a protein of 435 amino acids. The record is from RefSeq and is a predicted model, not a curated record. The transcript has 6 exons. NCBI's taxonomy places the organism in Eukaryota, Metazoa, Arthropoda, Insecta, Hymenoptera, Vespidae.
AAUGUAUCGUUCGAGGAAGUUUUUAUAAGAUUCUUCGCGAGAGUAAUUUUGGAGUACGUUCGUAAACUAGACUCACGUCCUUGAGGAGAUCAUUUGUCGCCCUUAUGGAAAACGGCUGGUCAGUGAAGAUACAAUAGCGACGUUGCGGGGGCAUCGCAUGGCUCAAAGAGAAGGAGAACGAAGAGGAGGCAAAGGAUGGUCGUUAGUGGAGGCACCGGGCAUGCAUUAACAGUACUCCGGAUGGUCCGGUGAUUCUCCGGUUCCAUGGCUUUCUCUCCCGCCUACCUAUGAAGGAAGACAAGGUAGAAACUGAAGAAGAAGGAGAAGAAGAAGAAGAAGCAGAAACAGAAGAAGAAGAAGAAAAGAAAAAGGAGGAGAGUCCAUAGUGCUGGCGUUACUGGAGACGCCUCGGGGGGAGAAUUCUUGCGCGUCCUCAACAUCGAGUUAAGACUUCAGUCCGUCGUGAACCUUCUGCUAAAUUGCGUCACCCCAAAAGGGCCGACGACAUUAACUUUUCUUUCGGUUUAACUUUGGCGAACUUGGAUAAACUAUACUUGCGUGAGACGAAAUCAGUGGACAAGGAUUUAACGAACGACGUCAGAUAUUCACGUGGAGAACGUGAAGAUCGAUUUGUCAACGACAGGAUCAUCAUUGUCGUUAUCUCCGCCAUUAUGUGCCGAAUCCUUGGAAUCCUCGUGUUAUUUUCUACGGUUAGCGUAAUCGUUGCUCAAGACUACGAGAUUUCCGACAUUCAAUGCAGUGGCGCCGGUUCAGCAGCCGAUCUUCUCACAGCGAAAAUUAGAAGACCGAUCGGUUUCAGAGGAGCUCCGUUAUUUGCCGAUGAUAGAUCGGCCAAUCCUCUCAUCGACAUUCAUUGCCAAAUUAGACCGGAUCCUAACGAUCCUCAAGAAGACAACUACUUCCUCAAAGUGACGGAUUUUUCGCGAUGCGGUGUUCUCAAAAGAAACGGAUUCAUUCAUUUACGGAUAUGGUUUCCGGCAUUUCCCGGUGUCGUAAUGCUGGCCGAUCAAGAAUUGAUCCUCAUGUGUCGUCCACCUGAGCCCACGUUGCUUAGGCACAAAGCGGCUGGUUUUGCUGGUACAUUUCCACAUGGUGCUAGAGUAUCCGGUGUAGUAGAGGAGACACCAGGUCGAUUAGAAUACGAAGUUGCUCUUUAUCGCGAAGCUACUGGUAAUAUAUCAGAAUCUAGCGGAUCGCAAACAGUCGAUCAGGCGGUGCCAAUAGGUACAAAACUUCAGUUGAGAGCUCGUAUCAGUCCUGACAGUGCUUGGGGUUACAUAAAACUUUUGGAAGUAACGGUCAGCCCUGAUCCCGAUCAACCGCAUGCUCCAGGGAGCGUUAUCCUUGUUAAAGAUGGCUGUAGAAAUCGAGAUUUCGCAUCGAUCAUUCCUCAUCAACCGGCAAGGUAUCGCGAGAGAAAGAACGAGGUAUUUUUGGAUUUCGAAGCAUUCUUGCUUAGUUCUAUGCGAGAACGAUCUACUUUAUGGAUACACUCGCAAAUAAAGGCUUGUAUGGAACCGCAAGAUUGUCAACCGGAUUUCUGCUUGGAUCUAUUUGAGCCGUCGGGACAUGGCAAACGAAGAAAACGAAAUGUCAACGAAGAAAUCGACGGAGCAUUCUUGCCUAAGAUCGAACGUCUCAUCAAGAGUUACAAUGACUCAACGCCUUUUACGAAAUUCAAAGAGAACAUUGAGUAUACCGUCAUGAUGCCAGACGAUAUUUACAACAAAGUUGCAUCUGGCUUGGAAGGUAGUUGCGGUAGUUUUCUUUACGUGGCUAUUGGAUUAGGUGCAUUAUUAGUUCUAUCGGCCUUCAUUAUGUGUUAUUUGGCUUCUCGUCUUCAUAAUUUAUCUUCAUCAAUCUCGCAAAACAAGUCCAUCGAUGAUCUCGUACGAGAUAGAGCGAGAAAAUAUUGUGACGCGACAUCAGGAUAUACUGGACGGUCUACCGUACAAUAAAAUAUAUCAGUCUAUUUAUUUAUAUUCGAUAAUAUUUUUGAAAUAACAAGAAAAAGCAAACGCGACGUAGAAAUGUUAGAAAUCGAACGAUGAACACUUAAUAUUUGACAAAUACUUAUAUAUGUAUGUAUGCUCGAUGUGUGUAUAUUUAUCUCGUCCGACUUAUUUAUUCAUUUAAUAGAUUAUAUUUUUCACAUAGUCUCAAUGUUUAUUAUAAUAUUUUAUAAAUAUUAAAUAUUCAUCACAGUUAGUUACGAUGGAUUUUCUUUAUCGAUGAAAUAACAUUAUUAUAGCACAUUAUAAAUGUGUCAAUAUGAUACGACUGAUAAUACUUUUAUAGCAUAGUUAUAUUGAUAAAGUAUCAUUCUAAUACGUAAUACUGAAUACCAAGAAUCUUAGGAAUUCUUAGAUUUAAGUUAAAAUAUAAAGAGCGUGUCACAAAUCGAAACGAACAUAGAAAAUUAUUUUAUAGUACAAGCGCUCUAUUUUCUCAUUUCUUUUUGCAUAUAUUCUGAAUAUUCGAAGUAUGCCCGUGUGCAAUGCUAUCACGUGACCUGAUAAAGCGAACGCAAUCGUCGAUCGCCCAUACUUACAUAACAAUCGUAGUAUUUAAGUAUUUCUCCAAAAAUGCAUUUCGUGAUCAAAAUGCAUGAAAAUAUUGGGUUGGUUAAAGGUAAAAAUAAAAUACUUCACCCUUUGUACAUAAAUCUGCACGAUAAUGUAUUAGUUGAGUUGAAUUAAUUUAAUAGAAAAAAAAUCGAAAUAUAAAAUAAAAAAAAAAAGAACAGUGUAAGAACGAAUCGAAAUACAAAAGAAAAGAAAAGUGUAAGAACGUGUAAAUUUCUUUGCCAUCCAAAAUAUCGUAUGACCAUUUAGAUUUAGCGAAAACAAUAUUGAAAUGAUUGUACGCGUAUGGUCGCAUAUAUGUUUGAUAUUAUAUUUAUUAUAAAAUAAAACAAGGUUAAUCAAAUAUCCUUGUAUUACAUUUCGUUUAGUGGUAACGACGUUUCUCUCAUAAAAUUACGCUGUACAAUAUGACGAUAUCGUUACAAUGUUAUAAAUUACGAUUCGACAUCUCGUACAAUAUCUUGUAGUAACGAACAAUUGUGAAAAUUAAUUUCUUUUUUUCUUUAAUUUUUCUAUUUUUCUGAUAGACCUGCUUUUUUCUAUCACUAAAUGAUUGUUCAACAAUUGUUUCGUGCACUAUUUUAUGCUAAUUGAAUCUAGACAACCUUCGAAACGACGAAACGAGAUAUGUAUUUUCGGUCCUAUAUAUUUUUGAUUUGCAUAAUUUUUUGAACAAACCCAUGAAGUAUAAUAUAUUGAACCAACAUUUAUUAACACAGACUUGGAACUUUAUAUUAAGUAGGAAAUCAAUACAAUAAUUACACAUGGUAUUUGAUAUCCAUACUUUACGAAGAAAAAUAAUAUUCGAAGGCACAUAUGUCCUGCAAAAAUUCUAAUUAAAAAUUAUUAUUCGCUGCUUUAACAUACAGUAUUAGACGUUUUCCUGUUCUCAUAAUAAAUAUAAUUAUCACAGGAAGUCUGUGAUAAACACUGUCUUUUCUUUUUUACAUAUGUAGCUACGUGCUUUUAUACAUUACGAGAGAAGUAUAUUUUCUUUACAAUAAAAAUUCAAUUUUUAAUUAAUAAUUAAACCGUUGAUUAACAUCAACCUAUUGUGU